AAAAUUUUGAAGAAUUGAACUUUAGGUUACUAGAGGAACAAUGUUGAAGUAGGAGGUAAUUGAGCAAGUGACAUUUGAGCUAUAGCUUAUGGGCUUAUAAUCUAGAGGAGCAAUAUUGAAGUAGUGUAGCUGGGGAGAUGUUUUGAGUGGGUUUCUGUCUUUCUGCUAAGGUGUCUAGCGUGUGCUGCUGCUUGGCCUCUUGUGAUGAAUGACAUAAGUAAUGGAAUGGUACUUGAGUGUAGAUUAUGUUCAUUGGACUUAUUUGCCAGGUAAUCAUAAUCCAUUGCCUGAAGGAUUAGGUGCUGCAAUAGACUAUAUGCCUCCUUCAUAGUGCUAUCUCCACUUAUGUCUGGUGGGUUUAUAGUGUGAGUGCCUUUUGAGUUGCUUCUUGUAGUAUAAAUCAGGAAGCUGAGCAAGUGUUUCUUCAUUAGAUUGAGGAAAUGGAAGCUGCAAUGAAGAACAUUUGCCUUGUUGCUUUCGUUGUCCUUCUGGGUGUUGCUCAGUUCAAUGCGGCUUAUGGGGCUGGUGAAUGUGGAAAAUCUAGCCCUGACAGUGAGGCUUGGAAGCUGAUUCCGUGUGCAUCAGCAGCACAAAGUGAGAAUGCUGCAGUUUCUGCUAAGUGCUGCACUCAGGUAAAGAGGAUAGGUCAGAACCCGAGCUGCCUCUGUGCCGUGAUGCUUUCUAAUACUGCAAAGAGUUCAGGAGUGAAACCAGAAAUUGCUAUUACUAUUCCAAAACGUUGUAACAUUCCUGAUCGUCCUAUUGGCUACAAGUGCGGAGCCUAUACAUUACCCUGAAGAGUGAAGACUGUCCAAGAAGUGCUGGAGAUUGUAUCACACUGCCUCAGUUACUACUUGUAGCUUUUUACUAUGAUGAUAUCCAGACACCUGAAAUAAUAAAUAAUGGUGUUUGUGUUCAAGUUUAA
Fragaria vesca subsp. vesca is the source of this 925-nucleotide messenger RNA. RefSeq lists its product as uncharacterized. Bases 441 to 797 code for a protein of 118 amino acids. The record is from RefSeq and is a predicted model, not a curated record. The transcript has 2 exons. Lineage: Eukaryota; Viridiplantae; Streptophyta; Magnoliopsida; Rosales; Rosaceae. Gene Ontology annotation, biological process: systemic acquired resistance. Gene Ontology annotation, molecular function: fatty acid binding.